GGGUAGACAGCGGCCGCAGAUCUUCCUCCCGGAGAACAACGAAUGAGAACAGAGCAGUUAACAUCGCCACCAGCAGGAAUCACGACGUUCUCUCUGAACCCAGCAGUGGAGCUUUCAGACAACCAGAGCCGGCGAAAGGGACGGAUCCGCGCGGUUCAGGGAGAAGCGGUAUUGAUCAGUCGUGGUGUUGGGACCAUGGCACCGGACUUGUAUUUGUAACACGCACUUGGCAUGAUAAGGAGACACUAUUCCUCGCUCGUGACAAUAAGACUGGGACAAACAGAAGAGGGGACCUUGUAUGACGAAGCCGGGCAUACAAUUAUAUACUACUUACAGGACAAUCGCUUAUAAAGUCUGAACUCUUCACACAGUCGUAUGGACACGCUAGUGAAGAUGCAAGAAAGUUGUGAAAAGUGAAGAAGUUUGGCUUGUUUGAAAGGUACGAUCUUUCACGGACGUUAAUCAUUGUCAUUGAUGAAUCUUGACAGAGUUGGUCUUCCCGGACUUUCUUGUACCAGUUCACGUGACAGUGUUAAAGCGGCGGCUGUUACAAUAUGAUAAACACGGCAUGUGUUAUGGAGUAAACACCAUCCUCAGAUGAAAUGUUGUGAACCAGCCACACCAAGGAACUGAGAAGCGACCCCACCAACGAUGUCGUCCAACAUUACGGACGCGGCGAAGGAGCCGUUCGGUGUGGUUAACGCCAACCUUGAGAAGUUCGCCCAUUGGUAUUGGCACAUCCACGGCUAUCUCAGUCUCAUCAUCUGCAUCUUCGGCAUCUUCACCAACAUCCUCAACGUCACUGUCCUCACCCGUAAGUCGAUGCGAACGGCGAUCAACUGCAUACUAUGUGCCAUAGCUAUCUCAGACAUUGUGACGAUGUCGUCGUAUAUUCCAUAUGCUGUCCACUUCUACCUUAUCUGCGACCUCGCGCCGUCCCCAGAACGCUACUCCUACGGCUGGACCACGUUCCUCGCCAUCCAUGGCAACGUCACGACGACAAGUCAUUGCAUAUCUAUCUGGCUGGCGGUGUUUAUGGCGGUGAUGCGAUACGUGUACCUCCAGACCAAACGCUGCCCGAGCAUCAAGGUCACGUGUGCUUUGAUCUGUGUCAUCCCAGCGUUUGUGGCGCUUAUAAUGAUGCCUAACUAUCUCAUCACCGAUGUCUAUGAAGUCACCGUCCCCAGCUUAAACGCCAGCAUCUACAGACUAAACGACUACGCCCUCGGUAACAAUAACCCAACGACCCGAGCAUUGGUUGCGUUUUGGCUAUACGCCAUCGUCGGUAAGCUCCUGCCGUGUACGUUAAUAUCAAUCUUCAUGGGGCUCCUUCUGAAGAAGCUUCACGAAAGUGCCAAGCGUCAGAAGCGAUUGUUCAACGCUUCCGAUCAUGCGCAGAAGAAGAAGAAGCGCCACAAGUGUACAACGACGAUGUUGCUGGUGAUUAUAGUGAUGUACAUGCUCACGGAGCUCCCACAGAGUUUUAUUAUACUUAUGAGUGCCUCGUAUCAGUACUUUUUUAGAAAUGUGUAUUUUCUCCUCGCGGACGUUUUAGACAUGGCGGCGUUGAUAAAUAACGCCAUCAACUUUGUAUUGUAUUGUACAAUGAGUCAGCAGUUUAGGGACCAUCUAUAUGACUUAAGUGGAGCUCUUCUUUGUAGAACACAACGUGCAAAAAGGAAGAGAUUCGCUAACAACGUUCACUAUGACACCGUCAAUGCAAGCGCCAACCAAUCCCAUUUAGAUCACUUGUGCGUUACAACGGCAACCAGUGAGAAAUCGUUAUCACAUGGAUGACGUCAUAGAAUAAGCGAGGUGCAACUAUGAACAGAGCUCUUUAAGGGGGAACAGGUAGAAGGGGUGAUUGUGAACAAAUAUUGCAUAUUACAACAUUAGGAAUAUUUAGGUAGAUUUCCGUAGCCUUUUUCGGAAACCGAAAUCAGCCGAGAAUAUCCGAAUGUGAAAAUAUAGCCCGACCCCUUGAAAAUAAUGAAUGCAAUUUUCAUUCGUUCACACUCACUCCAUCUUUGUGUUUCUCUUUAAACAGUACUGUGUCUUGAAACUGUUUUCAAACAUAUAGUAUAUAUGUGACAUGUGAUAUGUGCAGCUGUGAUGUCUAUGACUGACCGGUUAUGUCAACAGAGACACGUGACCAGGGGAUGUUCAUGUGCAUCUCGCUUACAUGACACGUGACUGUCAUGUGACAAUUAUCACAUUAGAUGAAUCGUAAUGACAAAACCACAUUACGGUGAUAGUGUGUGUAUGAGUUCAAACAGAACUUCUGUGGAGGUUUUGAAAGACGCUGUUGGAAAAGUUCGAUCUUCUCCGGAAUGGCAAGUGACUUACAUGCUUGUUGAAUCGGAACUGUCUAGAAGAAUCUUGUCUCCUCGGACCUGAGACGAGAUUUUCCAAAUGUCAAGUAACUUCCGAAAUGGUUCAUUCGGAACUUAAAUACAGACAUAUGAAACAACGGAUAGAGCCGAACUUUCUUCAGUGUGAGCAAGUGAAAACUUUGUACACCGGAAUUAGCCAAACUUCCUCAGAAUCCUAGACGAUUGGUGUGUACGUGAUUGCACGGUGUUGUUAUAAACGAUGAGUCGACUUUAGUGCUGUACAGUUUGAUAAUGCUCAAGUGAUGUUUGUAAACGUUCGGUCUUUCUGUGUCGUGUCGAACAUGUGGAACUGCAGUUAGACAAACAAAUAACUUCAAAUAACUAAUAUUUUAGCUAUGAACAUCAGUAUGUGCCGCUCUCGUUCCUCUGCUAAACCACACACGUGUCCAUCGUGUCAUGUGACCAGUCACGUGUCUGUCUAUCUCUCAGUGGAAUUGCUGAUGCGGCGUAAAGCAAUAUUCACCCUCUCUCUCAGUGCAUGUUCUCAGUCAUAAACUUAGAUACUGCUAUCGAAUAAACUAUU
Haliotis rufescens (red abalone) is the source of this 2916-nucleotide messenger RNA. Its product is annotated as G-protein coupled receptor dmsr-1-like. The record is from RefSeq and is a predicted model, not a curated record. Bases 652 to 1797 code for a protein of 381 amino acids. Gene Ontology annotation, biological process: G protein-coupled receptor signaling pathway. The transcript is spliced from 2 exons. Gene Ontology annotation, cellular component: membrane. Lineage: Eukaryota; Metazoa; Mollusca; Gastropoda; Lepetellida; Haliotidae. Gene Ontology annotation, molecular function: G protein-coupled peptide receptor activity.